CGCGUUGGCCGCCGGCCGGAGGCUCGCGCGCUCCGCGCUCCGCCCCCUCCCGCCCCCCCGUAUAAAUAGCGCGCCCCCCGCGCGCGCCCCCUCAGACCCCCCGCGCCCCCCGCGCCGUGAGGAGACGCCGCUGCCGCCAUUAUGGGGAGGAAGUCGAGCCGGGCCAAGGAGAAGAAGCAGCGGCGGCUGGAGGAGCGCGCGGCCAUGGCCGCCGUGUGCGCCAAGGUCGAGGCUGCCAACCAACUCCAGGACCCCCUCGAGGCCUUCCCCGUCUUCAAAAAGUACGACAGGAACGGCCUGAACGUGUCCAUCGAGUGUCGCCGCGCGUCCGGCCUGGAGCCGUCCACCCUGGACUGGGCCUUCGAGCUGACCAAGGCCAACAUGCAGAGCCUCUACGAGCAGAGCGAGUGGGGCUGGAAGGAGCGGGAGAAGCGGGCGGAGCUGCGGGACGAGCGCGCCUGGUACCUGCUGGCCCGGGACUGCAGCGGCCCCGUGGCCUUCUCACACUUCCGCUUCGACGUGGAGUGCGGGGAUGAGGUGCUCUACUGUUACGAGGUGCAGCUGGAGAGCAGAGUGCGGCGGCGGGGGCUGGGCAAGUUCCUGCUGCAGAUCCUGCAGCUCGUGGCCAACAGCACGCAGAUGAAGAAGGUGAUGCUGACCGUGUUCAAGCACAACCCGGGCGCGCUGCAGUUCUUCCGCGAGGCGCUGCAGUUCGAGGUGGACCCCACCUCCCCCAGCGUGUCCGGCUGCUGCGGGGACGAUUCCUCCUACGAGAUCCUGAGCCGCAGCACCCGCUUCGGGGAGCCCCACCCCGGGGGCGGCCCCUGCGCCGGCUGCUGCCACUGAGCCCCAAAAACAACCCCGGGGGGGGCUGGGGGCACUGACCCCCCAAAAAUAACCCGGGGGGGGGGCUGGGGGCACUGACCCCCCAAAAAUAACCCGGGGGGGGGGCUGGGGGCACUGACCCCCCAAAAUAACCCGGGGGGGGUGCUGGGGACACUGAGCCCCCCAAAAAUAACCCCGGGGGGGGGGGGCUGGGGGCACUGACCCCCCAAAAAAUAACCCUGGGGGGGUUGAGGCUGGGGGCAGAGCCGCCCUCCCCCCGAAAAAUAACCCUGGGGGGGCUGCUGCCACUGAGCCCCCCAAAAAUAACCCCGGUGGAGCUGCGGGGACCCUGGGCUGGGGACAAAGCUGCCCCUCCCCACAAAAAUAACCCUGGGGGGGCUGCUGGGACCCCCGGCUGGGGCAGAGCUGCCCUCCCCCCAAAAUAACCCUGCUGGGACCCCCAGGCUGGGGACAGAACCGCCCUCGCCCCUCCCCGAUUGUCGCUGGGGUUUGGGGGCUGGGAGGGGAUUUUUUUUUAUUAUUUUUUUCCUUCUUUAUUUUUUUUUUUUUUUUUUUUUUUUUUCCGCGCGUUUUGUUUGUACGUGGUAAAUAAAUAAAUAAUGAGGAAACUUUAA
This is a messenger RNA of Oenanthe melanoleuca, 1460 nucleotides long. It is a transcript of the gene NAA40, whose product is annotated as N-alpha-acetyltransferase 40, NatD catalytic subunit. Bases 142 to 846 code for a protein of 234 amino acids. Gene Ontology annotation, molecular function: histone H2A acetyltransferase activity; protein N-terminal-serine acetyltransferase activity; histone H4 acetyltransferase activity. The record is from RefSeq and is a predicted model, not a curated record. The transcript is spliced from 8 exons. Gene Ontology annotation, cellular component: nucleus. NCBI's taxonomy places the organism in Eukaryota, Metazoa, Chordata, Aves, Passeriformes, Muscicapidae.